Messenger RNA from Haliotis rubra (blacklip abalone), 1611 nucleotides. RefSeq names its product hyaluronoglucuronidase-like. Bases 39 to 1481 code for a protein of 480 amino acids. Gene Ontology annotation, cellular component: membrane; extracellular matrix. Lineage: Eukaryota; Metazoa; Mollusca; Gastropoda; Lepetellida; Haliotidae. Gene Ontology annotation, molecular function: hydrolase activity, acting on glycosyl bonds. The record is from RefSeq and is a predicted model, not a curated record. The transcript has 10 exons.
UUUAACUUCAGCGAUUUCUUCGCCCACCAAAGUCUGAAAUGUCAGCUUUGCCAGCUUUUGCCGUAUUUUGUAUAUAUUUUGUGCAGCUAGUGUCUCUUCAGACACCUAAAAUUACCAUCAAUGUUGAUGUAAGUAAGGUGAUCCAGGACAUUGAUGAAGAUGUGUUUAUGGGUGUGACGCUGGACUGCUACUUGAUGCAGGAUAACUGGGAAGGAUUUGACUUCAGAAAUGGACGAAUGCUGAAUCUUGCCAAGGGAAUGGCUCCGUCAUUUCUGCGUAUUGGGGGUACGGCAUGCGACUCCCUCACCUUUGACCCCAACAGGCUCGAAAAGAAAGAUAUUUCCAAAUUGGUUCGCCCACCCUUCACAACAAACUUCACAAUGACAGCGGAAGACUGGGACAAUUUCAACAUGUUUGUAAAGGAGGUGGGAUGGAAGAUGAUCUUUGGCAUCAACGCCAAGAAACGAGGUGGAGCUGAGUGGGAUCCCACGAAUGCUAUUGUGUUGCUGCAGUACACGGUGAAAAAAGGAUAUCCUAUGUAUGGAUUUGAGCUUGGAAACGAGCCUGAUAUCUUCCCGAAGAAAGUGUCUCCGCAGCAGCUGGGCGAAGACUUCGUUACUCUACAGAACGUGUUGAAGUCGCUGCCUUUUGAGAAGUCAUUGAUCAUCGGCCCAGAUACUACCGGUGUCGGGCAGUACGUGGACGAUUUCUUGAAAGGAGAUGGUGGAAGUGUUAUAAACGCAGCUACGGUGCACCAUUACUACUUUGAUGGUAGACAUUCCGUGCUGAGUAUGUUCUUGGACCCAAACAUAAUGGACAGCCUCAAGGCCAAGAUCGAAUCUUUUCUUGCUGUGGGAAAAGCCGACAUUCCCGGGAAACCAGUGUGGCUGGGCGAGACGUCGUCGGCCUACAACACAGGAACUCCAGGGAUAUCUGACACAUAUGUUGCAGGAUUUCUGUGGAUGGACAAACUGGGUCUCAGUGCCAAAAUGGGAGUGAAAGCUGUUCUCCGCCAGGAUUUCUAUGGAGGAAACUACAGUUUGAUACAACAAAACACCUUCUUCCCCAACCCUGACUACUGGCUGACUGUGCUGUACAAAAGACUGGUUGGAAGUCACGUGUUCAACCUGACAUCUACGGCCGAUAAGUCUGUCAGGGUGUAUGCCCACUGUGCCAAGCGAACAAGCGUGUACAAAUAUGGUGCAGGCAGUGUUGUCGUGUACGCCAUGAAUCUGCACGAGUCUGACGUCAACCUGACGUUACCCCAGUUUGCCGGCCAGUCCCGAGAUGUGUACUGGCUGACCCCACCCAACAACAAUCUCACAGCCACUACCGUGAACCUUAAUGGAGCGCCCAUCAACCUGAUGAACGACGACCUGCCUCCCUUGACUCCCAGUAAGCUGACUUCAGACGUCACGGUGCCACCAAGAUCAUUCGGCUUCCUGGUAUUCCCACAGGCUGGAGUUGCAGCAUGCAAAUAGUUCCACAUGACCUUGACAUUUGACCCCCACAUGCCAUGUGACGUGGUGCUCAUAAUCAGUUUUAAAUAAAUGCAGUGAUGUAUAAUUCAUUCAGCUACGUCAUCUUGUAAUUCAAUAAAGAAAGACUAAA